CGCGCCAAAUUUCUUCUCUAUCCGGGAAUUCUGGUACUGUGCAUAGCAUCGCCGACCUUCCCCGCAGUAUCCAGAAGUACCUGGGUACCCUUUAGCUUUUUUUCUUUUUGCGUGAGCAUUCUCACCAGCAAGACACAAUGCAAGCCGUCCACAGGCAAUUUGGGAAGUUUAUGAAACGGUUGCCCGACGACAGUCAAGUCUCGGUGCUUCUGAAGGACUUUGACGAUGCUGAUCAGCUACUGGGACGAAUCAUUGACUCGUCGCAAGCCUGGCGUGACGCAUGGACGUCUAUUUUGACCUAUCAGUCCCGACUGGUCGCUGAAUUCGAAGGCCUAUACGCGCCCGUGGUUGGAUCUUCUGAAAGUACCACGGAGAGGGAACCGGUUCCGACUCCCGAGAAGACGCUGGCGAGGACAACCAAGCUGCGUGAGGAAUAUGAAGAUCUUCGGAAAGAUUUGUUGGAGGUCGUCAAUUCUGUCGACGAUAGGAUGAUCAGACCGGCCUCGCAGGCUAAAGACUACCUGACUCCGAUGAAGAAGACGAUCAAGAAGCGGGAAGAUAAAAAGCUGGAUUUCGAGCGAUAUCAGAGUCGGCUCGAUAAUUCCCGCAAAAAAACAAGGCGCUCAGAUCGUGAGAAUGCUGCAUUGGCAAAGACAGAGGCGGACUGGGCCAAAGCGAAAGAUAUCUACGAUGCCGCAGACGAUAACCUGCGACAGCACCUACCAGGGAUUAUCUCAGUCACCUUCUCACUGAUUCCCCAGCUCCUGGCGGCGCAGAUUGAGAUCCAGAACACCCUGCUCGCUCACUGUUACACCUCACUCCAUAAUUAUUGCGGAGAGGAAGGAUUCCCAUCUCCGCCAGCUGAGAUGGAUCAGAUCAUCCAAGUCUUCGAAAUGGACUUCCUUCCCGUCCAGCAGCAGAUAGAAAGCCUUAGCUGCAUCGCCAAGGUUAAAAGCCGGCAACAGUCCGCUCAUGGUCGGGAGAGUGCGCAUGGGAAUGGCCUGAACUCGCGUCGUCCGAGCAGUCACGCGGAGAGCAAACCUGCUCUGUCAUCUAUGCCAUCAUCUCUGCCAGCCGGCGCGCGCAUCCCUCCGUCGCCAUCCUACUCGACGAAGCCACGCAUCAACAACAGUCCCUCUCCUUCUGCAUCCACCUAUCUCACACCGGCGAGCUCCGUCGCAGACUCGGAUUACUCGAACUAUCAGUCCACCCCCGCCUUGUCGCCCGCAGGACCCGCCUUCUCGCCUGCAGGUCCCAAGUCAGAUUACUUCGCCCGGGAUCGACAGCCUUCAACAGCCACUAACGGAUCUUCUGGAUCUGCUGCAUUUCUCAGUCCUGGGGCAGGUACGAAUGUUAUGGGUAUUGUGAAGAAGAAGCCUCCGCCACCGCCGCCUUCUAGAGCUGCUUCCUCGCCUGCUAUAUUCGUCACGGCCCUCUACGACUUUGGAGGCCAAGGUGCAGGAGAUCUUGCAUUUAGAGCAGGCGAUCAGAUUCGUGUGCUCAAGAAGACUGAGAGUACGGAUGAUUGGUGGGACGGCGAGCUUCGAGGCGUAAAAGGGAGCUUUCCGGCGAAUUAUUGCGAGUAAUACGAUACCUACUCUGAAUGUCCUAGGCUGGGUCAGGAUAUAUGUUGUUGCAUUGGUCAUUGCAUUCAGAGAAUAUCUGAGUUAGCUCAGGGAUACACGCUCUAACUAGUUAAUAUUGGUCGGUCGUUAUGUAAUUUCACGAGAGGAUUUCGUGGCUCCAUGAUAUAUGCUAUGGAUGUCAAUGGGGUAAUGGUAAUAAUUUAUGAAGCAAACCAAUAUGAGAUGACAGAAAGACCCACCGAAUACCGCAUGCUUGACCUGUGUUGCUUUGUACCAAAUUCCACAAGUAUCGCCGAAACUUCGAAAGCUAGAUGGGA
Paecilomyces variotii is the source of this 1903-nucleotide messenger RNA. RefSeq lists its product as hypothetical. The record is from RefSeq and is a predicted model, not a curated record. Gene Ontology annotation, cellular component: actin cortical patch; mating projection tip; medial cortex. The transcript has 4 exons. Gene Ontology annotation, molecular function: lipid binding; protein binding. NCBI's taxonomy places the organism in Eukaryota, Fungi, Ascomycota, Eurotiomycetes, Eurotiales, Thermoascaceae. Gene Ontology annotation, biological process: actin cortical patch localization; plasma membrane tubulation; endocytosis. Bases 138 to 1586 code for a protein of 482 amino acids.